Hypomesus transpacificus is the source of this 1783-nucleotide messenger RNA. RefSeq names its product dual 3',5'-cyclic-AMP and -GMP phosphodiesterase 11A-like. Gene Ontology annotation, biological process: signal transduction. Lineage: Eukaryota; Metazoa; Chordata; Actinopteri; Osmeriformes; Osmeridae. Gene Ontology annotation, molecular function: 3',5'-cyclic-nucleotide phosphodiesterase activity; protein binding. Bases 1 to 1668 code for a protein of 555 amino acids. The record is from RefSeq and is a predicted model, not a curated record. The transcript has 10 exons.
AUGGCAGUGUCGAACAUGGUAUUUUCUGACGUUGAAAGUUUUCUCGACAAGCAUCCUGAGUUGUUUGAGGACUACCUAAACAGGAAAGGAAAGCAUAGUAUGGUGGAAAAAUGGAUCAAGAAUCACCAGGCAGGUAAAACGCCAGCUGCGACCCCAGCAGAGCCAGAGAAGACCACGGUGUGCAAGGACAGCUGGGCGAGCAAAGGUGACGGUCUUAAUCGGCGGACCUCGCAGAAAGAACUGCGGAAAACUUUCGCCAGAUCAAAAGCUAUGAACUGUAACAGAACAUACGACGAGCAUGUCAAUUCCAGAGCCCAGGAGCCGCUGACCAGCAUGAGACGCCGAGCUCUGCUGAGGAAAGCCAGCUCUCUCCCCCCUACGACAGCUCACAUCCUGAGCGCUCUCCUCGAAUCGCGUGUGAACAUUCCUCAGUAUCCAUCCACAGCUGUUGAUUUCAAAUAUUACCUGAAGGAACACAAUGAAAGAGAGUUUUUCUUGGAACUAGUUAAAGACAUAUCUAACGACUUGGAUUUAACAAGUCUCAGCUACAAAAUCCUGGUGUUUGUAUGUAUUAUGGUUGAUGCCGACCGCUGUUCGUUAUUCUUAGUGGAGGGUUCAGCCAAUAAGAAAACCCUGGUAUCCAAAUUCUUCGACGUCCAUGCAGGUAUCACAGUUUUACCAUCUCUGACUAACUCGGAUGAAGUUCAGGUCCCAUGGGGGAAAGGAAUCAUUGGAUAUGUCGCUGAGCAUGGUGAAACUGUCAACAUCCCUGAUGCCUAUCAGGACCGUCGCUUCAGCGAUGAGAUUGACAAGCUGACUGGCUACAAGACCAAGUCCCUGCUCUGUAUGCCCAUCCACAACAGUGAUGGAGAGAUCAUCGGGGUGGCCCAGGCCAUUAACAAGAGCCCUGGAGGAGUGGUCUUCACUGAAGACGACGAGAAGAUCGUCAGGACUUUGUGGUCGAGGACUGGAUCAGCUCUAUCUCUGCUCUACGGGACGUCUGCUACGCUGGAACACCACCACUUCAACCACGCUGUCAUGAUCCUGCAGAGUGAGGGCCACAACAUAUUCUCCAACCUGUCCUCCAGAGAGUAUGGAGACCUCAUGCAGCUGCUGAAACAGUCCAUCCUAGCCACCGAUCUCACUCUGUACUUUGAGAACAGAAACACAUUCUUUGAGUUGGUCAGCAAAGGAGAGUACAACUGGAAUGUCAAGACCCACAGGGACAUGUGCAGGUCCAUGUUGAUGACAGCGUGUGACCUCGGGGCCGUCACCAAGCCCUGGGACAUCUCCCGCAAGGUCGCAGAGCUGGUGACCAGCGAGUUCUUCGAGCAAGGGGACCGGGAGAGAUCGGAGCUGAAGCUCACCCCGUCUGCCAUCUUCGAUCGGAACCGGAAGGACGAGUUGCCGGGUCUUCAGCUGGAGUGGAUCGAUGGGAUCUGCACACCGCUGUAUGAGACUCUGGUGAAACUGAACCCAAAGCUCCAGCCAAUGGUGGACAUGAUCCAAGCCAACAGAGGCAGAUGGGAGGAGCUCAACAACGAGAGGCAGCGCGGCCAGAGCCCCUCCAGUCCCACAAGCCAUUGCGGCAGCGUCGCCACGGAGACCAGCGGCUGCCCCCCCAGCCACGCGGGGACGGACGGCGACCCCCCCAAACCUGCCAGCUAGUCUCCGCCUCCCCCCCACCCUCCUCCGGGCCUCCUUUAUUUCUGCCUCGCAGCUUCAGUGCUCUUCCACGCCACCUGCAGGCUAGGCAGUGCAGUGCAUCUUGGGCUCUGCGCCU